Messenger RNA from Cantharellus anzutake, 2163 nucleotides. RefSeq lists its product as uncharacterized. NCBI's taxonomy places the organism in Eukaryota, Fungi, Basidiomycota, Agaricomycetes, Cantharellales, Hydnaceae. The record is from RefSeq and is a predicted model, not a curated record. The transcript is spliced from 12 exons. Bases 1 to 2163 code for a protein of 720 amino acids. Gene Ontology annotation, biological process: double-strand break repair; regulation of DNA-templated transcription. Gene Ontology annotation, cellular component: Ino80 complex.
AUGCCAAGAGGUGUGCCUAAAGACCGACCCGAAGAGGUCGCGAUGAAGUUCACGUCGUUCUUUAUUCCUCCACUAAUCAACAGCAAAAAUGCGUCCUCGGGAUAUCUGAAGAACGAGAAUCAGAAUGUGUGGGCUAGAAAUGCCUUACAUGGAGGCGCGGGAGGAAAACGCAAGCGUACCCCAAGUGAACCGGAGGCUCCCCAGCCCACACUACCGUCUGCGGAGCCAGAGAAACGAGGAUUGGAUGUUCUGAUUAUCCAUCCUGGUUCUCGCUACCUUCGUGUGGGCCGCGCAUCAGACCCCAAUCCCAUAAGUGUUCCUCAUGUUAUUGGGCGCAAAGUCAAACAAUUGGGAGACCGACUCCCUGAGCCAUCGCCAUGCUGUGUGCAUCGAUUCAACCCUUCCGUUUCAACCUCCAAGAGGAGUGUCGUUCCUCCAGAAGGAGCAGAGCCAUUGCCCAAAGAGUUUAAAGUCGAGGUUGAUACAGAAGAUGAGGCAUGUCUUCAAUUGACAGACCUCAAAGUCGGCAAUAUCAGAUGGCACCUUCGUUCAAGAAUGCAUAAGUUUGGAUUCAAAGCCAUCCGUGACGGCUCUCAGCAGGCGGCAAAAUACAACAAGAACGCAAAACCCUCGGCACUGCCGAAUGAUCCUGAAGCUAACACGACACUAAGCCUUGAAGCUGGAGAAGAAUUCGUUGUCUUCUGCAUCCCUGAGUCUGACUUAUCGAGUUUUUCUAUUCGAUGGCCAAUCCGAGGCAGCAAGUUCAAUACUCUCUUAUACCGCUCUAGAAUUGAGAUUUUAAGCGACAUUCAGAUCAUAUGGACGAGUGUGCUUCAUGAUAAUCUCCUUAUUGCGCCAGAUUCAUAUCGGGAUUAUUCAGUGAUGCUUAUUGUCCCUGACUGUUGGGAGAGAGUAUACGUCCGGGAUUUGGCCAACUUGCUGCUGAUUCAGAUGGGAUUCCGUCGAUUGUGUGUUCAACAAGAAUCUGUUUGUUCCUCCUUUGGUGCUGGUCUGGGAUAUGCAUGCGUCGUUGAUAUUGGCGCCACGAAAACCAGUGUUGCCUGUGUGGAUGAAGGACUUGUCCUCCCUGAAACGAGACUAAACCUGGACUUUGGGGGAGAUGACAUCUCGGAAUUCUUCUUUUUCUUGCUUCGGCGGAUCAAUUUACCAUUCCAUCUCGAAGGCGAGAAUCUUUGGCGGAAGUUGUAUUACUGGAACAUGAUUGAAGAUUUCAAGGCCAGGAGCGCCACACUCGCUGAAGUAUGUCUUCGUUCUCCUGCACUGUAUCUUCCCAGCAAAAACCCCAUUCAGGUGGAUGUGGAUAUCAUUCCCUACGAGAUCUUCCUGAGGCCCCCUGGACGGACAACUCAGAGGUGCACUCUUAAGGUAUAUGAUGAGCCAAACGUAGCUUCAAUGCUGUUAUUCCACCCUGAUAUCGUGGACUUUGUGGCGAAGCACUCAUCCGACAACACAUUAUGGAUUGCUAAGCAGGUAGAUGAUUUGGGCGUCCUUCCUGAACCGACAGUUAGCAAUGGUAUCAGCAACGGCCCACCUAAUACCGGAGCCGGGACCACCCCACCAGCGGAUUCAGCCCAGCUGGAAACCACUGAGGCACCUGUCGUAGACUCAAUGGCGCCAGUAGUUCCCAAGGUCGAGGAGGACGCUAUUCCCAUCAGCUCAUCAAAGAACAAGCCACCAUCAACGACGCCCGCCGCUGAAGAUCUUGUGACUAUAUCCGUGGAACCCGGAUCGAAGUUGCAGUCGUCUCCAAUAGAUAUCAGAAUGGUGUCUAGUCAUCAACCACUUGACGUGGCCGCGUUCCACAGUAUACGGGCCAGUUCCGCUAAUCCUGGCCCUGGCGGAGCUGAACGAUGGAAGAAGAUGUUGUCUUGCGUUCUUGUCGUCGGGGGAACCGCCCUGACCCCUGGGAUGCUGCAUGCUCUGGAAAGCCGACUGAAAAUCCUGGUGGCUUCAAAUAUGCCGGGUUUGGAAGACUCAGUUGCAGUGAUUCCCGCCCCGAAGGAAAUAGAUCCUCGGAUAUUGGCUUGGAAGGGCGCUGGUGUGUUGGCCAAGCUCGAGUCACUGAACGAUCAAUGGAUACAGGCCGGAGACUGGGACGUUUUGGAAAUGAGAGCAUUGAAAGAAAGAUCUUUAUUUUUCUGA